AAAAAAAAAAAAAAAAAACAGACACAAAGAAAGCUUUGUGAAGUGCGCAAGCAAUAGCUCUUUUCAAUUCUUCCCUAUAUUAUUAUCAUUAUCCACUAGUAGUGGCUUCAAAGGCGCAUAUUUCAUUGUGUUUUUUCAAAUUUCAUUUUACUGAGCAGAAAGAAACAUCGAGUGGCACCUUAACAGAACAUGUUUCAUGGUUGACCUUAACUAAGCAAUGUUAGGGACGAUGAUGUUGUUGCAACAAUCAAACUUCUCUUCAAUUCCUUCCUCACUCAAACAAAGGAACCCACUUCUUCACAAACAAAACUUCCCUUUUUAUUUUCCUAGAAGCCCCAAUGCCUCAACCUUUAGAAUUUCUUCCCUUGGUGACAUCGCUCAAAUUGCUCAUAAUAAGGUUCUGAUUGCAGCUGGAGUUUCAAUGGCAAUUGGGCAAAUUUCUAAGCCAUUUACUUCUGUGUUUUUGUAUGGCAAAGAGUUUGAUAUCAAGGCUCUUCUUCAACCUGGAGGGUUUCCAUCUUCACACUCUUCUGCAACAGUGUCUUGUGCAACAUUCCUUGGCCUUGAGAGGGGCCUCUCAGAUCCCAUUUUUGGUCUUGCAGUUGUGUAUGCUGGUCUGGUUAUGUAUGAUGCUCAGGGUGUAAGAAGAGAAGUAGGGAUUCAUGCUAAGACCGUAAACAAACUACUUCUCCAAAUGCAUCUCAACCAUUUACAUUCCAAACAUAAAGAUGCUUUGAUCAACUCUCAUCCUGAUUCAUCCAAUCCACCAAAAUUAGAAGCUCACGAAAAGUCCCUUUUGUCUCUAGAAGCUAAGUCUUUGGAACCACAACAGGCUAAUGCAAGUGUAUUAGUUAAAUCAGGAAGCAAAAUAAAGCUAAGUGAUGAGGAGUUACUAUCCUCUGACUUGUUCUCAGAAGAUUCAAAACAAAUCUCAAAGUUGGUUAGUGAUGGUCUACUGCAAUUGAAAGAAACUGUUGGUCAUACUGAGGUUGAAGUCAUAGCUGGUGCUUUCCUAGGGUUUUUGGUUGGGUUGGCUGUCUAUAAUUUCAAGUAAAGUCUUUAUUUUUUUUUUUUACAAUUAUUUCAUAAUGUUACAACUUACAUUGAAUAGAUUAUAGAAAUGAAAAUCAAAGAAAGAGGAGUUAAGUCAACAAUAUAACACAUUUCAUAAAAAAAUUAUGAAACAAUUCAUAAAAAAAUCAAGACUAUGCUUCUCUUUCUUUGAUACAAUUUGGUGUCUCA
Molecule: messenger RNA, 1242 nt
Organism: Cicer arietinum (chickpea)
Lineage: Eukaryota; Viridiplantae; Streptophyta; Magnoliopsida; Fabales; Fabaceae
Source: RefSeq, a predicted model, not a curated record